AUGCAUCCUAACACAUUUGCGAACAAUGCAAGAAAUAAUACUCUGCCUCGCGAUUACGAACGCAUGAUGCAAAAAGUCAUGCAUCGUGUCGGCCCUACUACAAUCAUGACUAAACGACUCAAGCGCAUGUCGAUGAGCAAACGUGAAAUCAAAUUUAGUGAGGAAGCCCGUCUUUCCUCCCCUGAAGGCCGAGUUAUUAUGUAUCGCCGUCUUCUGGAAGGCAAGAGGAACUUGGUACCUUUCGGAAAGUAG
This is a messenger RNA of Rodentolepis nana, 252 nucleotides long. The record is from the annotation of a GenBank genome assembly. Lineage: Eukaryota; Metazoa; Platyhelminthes; Cestoda; Cyclophyllidea; Hymenolepididae.